This is a messenger RNA of Amyelois transitella, 473 nucleotides long. It is a transcript of the gene RpS26, whose product is annotated as small ribosomal subunit protein eS26. Bases 100 to 447 code for a protein of 115 amino acids. The record is from RefSeq and is a predicted model, not a curated record. Gene Ontology annotation, molecular function: mRNA binding; structural constituent of ribosome. Gene Ontology annotation, cellular component: cytosolic small ribosomal subunit; ribosome. Lineage: Eukaryota; Metazoa; Arthropoda; Insecta; Lepidoptera; Pyralidae. Gene Ontology annotation, biological process: translation. The transcript has 3 exons.
AUUAUAUAAAACGGAAAUGAAGUCUUGCUGUCAAACGCGUGUCUAUGCUCAGAAAUUCUCUUUCAUCGUUCUUCGUUUACCGUAUCGGAGGUUAGAAACAUGACUCGCAAACGCCGUAAUGGAGGACGUGCCAAGCACGGAAGAGGCCACGUUAAGGCCGUAAGAUGCACCAACUGCGCGCGCUGCGUGCCAAAGGACAAAGCGAUCAAGAAGUUCGUCAUUAGGAAUAUCGUUGAAGCGGCGGCCGUCAGAGAUAUCAAUGAAGCCUCCGUAUAUGCCUCAUUCCAGCUGCCCAAGUUAUACGCUAAGCUCCACUAUUGCGUCUCUUGCGCGAUCCACAGUAAAGUGGUCCGCAACAGGUCCAAGAAGGACAGGCGCAUCCGGACACCGCCCAAGAGCACCUUCCCCAGGGACAUGGCUCGUCCACAGAAUGUACAGAGGAAGUGAACUUCAAUAAAAAACUAAAAAACCAA